AGCGCCAGCCACCGGCUACACAGCAAAUAUCUGAGUGAAGAAGAAAACUUGAAACUGUUUGGGAAAUGCAGCAAUCCAAAUGGCCAUGGGCACAAUUAUACAGUUGUGGUGACAAUACAUGGAGAGAUUGAUCCUGCCACAGGAAUGGUUAUGAGUUUGGUCGACCUCAAAAGAUAUAUGGAGGAGGCAAUUAUGCAGCCCCUUGAUCAUAAGAAUCUGGAUAUGGAUGUGCCGUACUUUGCAGAUGUUGUAAGCACGACUGAAAAUCUAGCUGUAUAUAUCUGGGAAAGCCUCCAGAAACUUCUUCCUAUGGGAUUUCUUCAUAAAGUAAAAGUAUAUGAAACUGACAAUAACAUUGUAGUCUAUAAGGGAGAAUAGCUCUUAGAGGUUAACAUUGUGGAAAGACUAAUUUCUUUCCAUAUUUGAAAAAGAUCAUUAUCUCCUUGGAAUAUUAAAAGAGGUUGUUGCGCCUCCCUUCACAUUGUGCUCUGGAGUGCCUAUUUAUUGAAGUCAUUGUAAGACCUGUUAUAAGUUUGAAUUUAUUUGAAACCAAACUUGUAAUAUAUAUCCUGAACAUCAUUUAGAGAGUAAUUUAUUUAUAAAUUAAAUAUCACUUCAUUUUCAGCAAAA
This is a messenger RNA of Carlito syrichta (Philippine tarsier), 630 nucleotides long. It is a transcript of the gene PTS, whose product is annotated as 6-pyruvoyltetrahydropterin synthase. Lineage: Eukaryota; Metazoa; Chordata; Mammalia; Primates; Tarsiidae. Gene Ontology annotation, molecular function: 6-pyruvoyltetrahydropterin synthase activity. Gene Ontology annotation, cellular component: mitochondrion. Gene Ontology annotation, biological process: tetrahydrobiopterin biosynthetic process. The record is from RefSeq and is a predicted model, not a curated record. The transcript is spliced from 6 exons. The coding region runs from base 145 to 378 and encodes 77 amino acids.